AUGGCGAAUAGUAAUGAAAAUACAGAUGAUGUUGAAAUGCUUGACAUUAGUUCUUCAAUGUCAAAAGAAAAUGAUGUACCUAUACAAUCGAAAAUACCAGAUGCUGUUCCUAAAUCGACAUUAAUAAAACAUACACCAUGGCUUGAAAAAUAUCGACCAACAAAACUAAAUGAUAUUGUAGGAAAUGAAGAAGCAGUUUCACGUCUUAGUCAUUUUGCACAGCAAGGCAAUUUACCUAAUAUAAUUAUAUCAGGUCCACCUGGUUGUGGAAAAACAACAAGUGUUCUUUGUCUUGCAAGACAAAUGUUAGGUGAUGCAUUUCGUGAAGCUGUCCUUGAAAUGAAUGCAUCGAAUGAUCGUGGUAUUGAUGUUGUGCGUACAAAGAUAAAAAUGUUCGCACAAUCGAAAGUAUCUUUACCUAAAGGACGACAUAAGAUAAUUAUUCUUGAUGAAGCCGACAGUAUGACAGAAGGUGCACAACAAGCAUUACGUCGAACAAUGGAAUUAUAUUCUAAAACAACACGAUUUGCUCUUGCUUGUAAUGCAUCAGAUAAAAUAAUUGAACCAAUUCAAUCUCGAUGUGCAAUGUUAAGAUAUUCAAAAUUAAAUGAUGAACAAUUAUUAAAACGUUUAGUUGAAAUAACUAAAUUUGAACAAGUUUCAUAUACAUCAGAAGGUCUCGAAGCAAUUAUUUUUACAGCUCAAGGUGAUAUGAGACAAGCGAUUAAUAAUCUUCAAUCAACUGUAUUUGGAUUUGGUCAUGUUAAUAGUGAAAAUGUAUUUAAAGUUUGUGAUGAACCACAUCCAAUUCUUAUUCGUGAUAUGAUUGAAAAAUGUAUUCAAAGUGAUCUCGAUGAAGCUUAUAAAGCAAUGAAUCAUCUUUGGAGAUUAGGUUAUACAGCUGAAGAUAUUCUUUCUGUGAUAAUGCGUGUAACAAAAACUUAUCAAAUGAGUGAAUUUAUGCAAUUAGAAUUUAUUCGAGAAAUUGGUCUUACAUAUAUGCGUGUUAGUCAAGGUGUUGAAUCCCAGUUACAAUUAUCUUCAUUACUUGCUCGAUUAUGUCAACGAGCGAGUUCAAAUUCUCAUUAG
Molecule: messenger RNA, 1089 nt
Organism: Adineta steineri
Lineage: Eukaryota; Metazoa; Rotifera; Eurotatoria; Adinetida; Adinetidae
Source: the annotation of a GenBank genome assembly